GCGCGGUGCGUGCAGGUGGGCGGCAAGGCGCGGCACGGGUCGGAGAGCGGGGGCGGCGCGGCCGCGGCGGAGGAGGGCGGCGCCGGGGGCUUCGCCAGCGCGCACGCGCAGUCGCAGGUGCCGGCGCCCGCGAGCUGCGCGCCGUGCCACCUGCCCUACAACGAGAACUCGGUGCCCUUCCGCGUGGUGUCCACGCGCUGCGGCGUCUGCAAGAGGAACAAGGUGCUGGAGUUCCUGUACACGACGAUCGAGCCGCCCGACGGCCUGCCGAUCGCGGGGCGCGGCGCGCUGCUGCAGGCGUACGUGUGCCGCCCCAAGCGCGACAUGGGCCGCGGCGAGCUCAACGCCAAGGAGAUCUCGGACGGGCUGCCCUUCCUCGAGUACGAGCUGCACCGCGUGCUCAACUGCAAGCUGCGCCUGCGCGGCAUGAACGCCAUCUUCGGCCUGCGGGUGACGGCGGGCAACGCCUACACGGACGAGGCAGCGCUGGCGGAGACGCAGCGCCAGAUCCAGGAGGCGGUGCGGCGCGCCAGGGACGCGUUCGGGCUUGCGUCCGCGCCGCGCGCCGCCGCCGCCGCAGCUGCAGCGGCCGCUGCGGCCGCAGCUGCCGUCGCCGCCUCCGACACCGACGAGUCGGAGGACGAUCUGCCCGACAUCGACCUGUCCGCGGGCAACAAGGACGUGUGCGUCUUUGAGAUCGACGACUCGGAGGACAUGGAGGUGGUGGCGCAGCUGCUGGAGCCGCCGCCGCCCGAGGGCUUCGUGGCGUGCACGACGGAGCUGCCGCCGGGGCUGGAGGAGGGCGAGCUGGCGCCGGGCCCGCAGAUGUUCACGCACGUGUGGCGCUCGCGCCUGCCCGUGUCGCAGGCGCAGGCGUCGCGCGCCUUGCACGCCAGCUGCACGCGCCUGCUGCAUGGCCUCUUCUUCAAGCUGCGCCGCGCCGCCCCGGCCGCGCUCACGCGCUUGCGCUUCCGCGUCGAGCUGCCCGAGGCCGACGAGAUCCAGAUCUCCGUGCUCGGAAUGGCUCUGGGAGUUACUGAAGCUGAGAAGCAACCUCAGCGUGGUCGGCGAAAACUGAUUGCCCAGUCAUGCAGUCGGGAACUUCUUUCCAAUCGUCGUGUUUCAGAAAUGAGGCUAGUGUCAUUAUCACGAGCUUGCUCGGAAGACGAGUCCGACCUCAUCUUCAGCCUGGAGGAGGACCAGGUGGCGGAGGCGGCCCCGUCGACGUCGUCGGCCCCGCCUCCGCCGCCGCCCCCGCAGCAGCCGCCGGCGCCGGCCGGCCAGUGCCUUAUCAACGUGGGAGGAGAUGUUGUGUACGGACACACACACACACAAAAGAAUAUUAAAAUUUACAUAGACAUGCAGUGCAAAAUUUCAUUUUGGUAUCAUAUUAAUGGUUACGAGAUAAUGUUGAGGUAUAUUUUUUCGCAAUAUUGUAAGAUUCUUUGUUUUGCGACAAUUGUUCAAAUUAUUAAAAACUUAAGUAAUCCUGAACAUAUUGAGGGCCUUGAUGAAUGUGAUAAGAAUGCACAA
Molecule: messenger RNA, 1533 nt
Organism: Gryllus bimaculatus (two-spotted cricket)
Lineage: Eukaryota; Metazoa; Arthropoda; Insecta; Orthoptera; Gryllidae
Source: the annotation of a GenBank genome assembly